UUUGUUACGGGUCACGCUCUAAAAAAAGGCCAAACUGAAAAAGAAAACUCAGCUUUUUGGUUUAUACUCGAGGAUUGGUGUAUUCAUUUAGGUUUUAGAUGUAAUAUCUGAAUGUGAAUUGUGGAUCAUACCGUCGUCCAGAAUGUCGAAGGAAUUCGAUACCAACUUGCUCGGCGUCACACGACCGCCCCCGGAAAGCUGCGAUGAAAGAGGAAAACGGCUGAAAUUGGAAGAGGAAUCAGAAUCGGAAUCUGAGUCUGAAUCGGAACAGGAGUUGGAAUCGGAUUCGGAACAGAAAGGAUUCCCUUAUUGGGAUUACACAACGAAACCAUAUGAAGAUCUGGUGUAUGAAGACUUCUCAAGCCGGUUUGACAAUAACCCUAUUCCUUUUCGUUUUAGAUGUUCCCGCUUUUACUAUAGGAAUAAGGCGCAGAUUAAGAAAGACGAUGAAGAGGCUAAGGCAGUGGCUGAGUAUUUACGAGACUCUGCUAACAUAAGUCCCUUCGAUGCUAUCCCUGUUCCACCCUUAGCAAAUGUAUCUGCCAAUAACUUUCCCAAACCCAUUACUACCAUGAACGAUGAUGCUCGCACCUGUCUCACAGAACUCUCCAAGCUUUCUUUGAAAACGUACAAUAAUGACCAGGGUUCAGAUUACCAGUUUCAUAACCUUGUCAAAGCAUGCCGAUGUCACACUCCUUUUAUUACUUAUUACAUUACCUUUGAAGCAAAAGAUGCUGCCACACAUGUUGAUCCUUUCAACAGCCCUAUUAUAACUUUCCAGGCCCAGGUCUGGAAACGGUUUACCAAAGAUGGACCGCCUAUUGUCGAUUCGUGUUCCAUUAAAACCUAACUCCAAGGGACAUACGUUUUUAAUUUUCGGAAUAGUGAACACCUCAGGCAAUUUGUUUCUGAAUUAGAGAGGUCUCACUAAAGCAUUGAUAAAACUUACAAGUUUGCAUACUAUCCGGAAGUAAAGAAGUAUGAACAACCUUGAUUGGAAUGACAUGCCCUUCCUUGUUCAAGACUCUAUCUUACAAAGAAACAAGUUCUAAAGUUAUUUUAUCAUAAAUUUUUAAGAAAUGCUCUUUCCUUGUGUGUUAGGGCCUGUUUGGAUCCCUUUCUAAAAACAGUUUUUUUGUUUUUAAAAAUUAAAAAAUUAAAAAUGUAUUUGGCAAACUAUUUUUAAAUUAUAAUUUUCAAAAACUGUUUUGUGUUUUUAAUUUUUAAAAACUAAAAAAGUAAAACAGCUUAAACAUGUUUUUAAUUUUUCAAUUUUGGUUUUUUAAACACAAAUGAAAUUGAAAACAAUCUUCUCUCACACAAAAAUGCAGCAACGAAAAAGUUUCACUCAGCACUUUCCACACGAUCUUCCAUUUUUCACUCAACAUUGAUUCCACACGAUCUUCCAUUUUUCACUCAGCACUGAUUCCACAAGAUCUUCCAUUUUUCACUCAGCACUGAUUCCACACGAUCUUCCAUUUUUCACUAAUCUUCAAUUUCUUCUCUACAAUUUGUGAUUGGGAUUUUUUAGUUCUAAACAGGUUUGAGAUUUUGAAAAAGCAUGAAGAAUAAUAGCUAUCGUCCGUAUUUUGCUGCGCCAGACUCCUCCUCGACCAGGCCUGCCUCUUCCUCGAUUGCACCUACUUCUAUUGGGGCAUCUGCCAUUGCUGCACAGGUUCUAACCAGAAUUGAUAUUGAUGAAAGUGAUGAUUCUACUUCUGAUGCAAGUGAUGAUGAAUUCGCAGAAUUUCUCUUUAAUAGUAUGAUUUAUAAUUAUCAUCAGAAAUACUUUAACAAAGCAAAGGUGUUGACAUCUUCGUUGACUGGUCGUGAGUUUGUUGCUGAAGUAUUAAAUGGAUCUGGAACAAGUUGUUUUGAUUUAUUUCGAAUGAAGAAAGAAUGUUUUAUUAAUUUUUGUAAUGAAUUGAGGGAGAAGAACUACUUAUGUGACUCAAGAGAUGUGCUUGUUGAAGAGAAGGUUGCUACAUUUUUAUUCAUAAUUGGUCAUAAUGUUCGUCAUAGAGUUGCUUCAAUCCGCUUUCAACAUUCCACUGAAACAAUAUCACGCAAUUUUAAGGAGGUAUUAAGGGCAGUUUGUCGAUUUGGAAAGGAACUAAUAAAGCAAGAGUCCAAAGAGUUUCCUGAAAGAAUUAAAAAUAAUUCAAAAUACUAUCCUUGGUUUAAGAAUUGCAUAGGUGCGAUUGACGGUACACAUAUCAGUGCAUCGGUUCCUGCAGAAAAACAAAUUUCAUGUAGAGAUAGAAAGGCAACAAUCACACAAAAUGUCAUGUGUGCUUGUGAUUUUAACAUGAUGUUUACGUAUGUAUAUUCGGGAUGGGAAGGAAGUGCACAUGAUUCAAAGAUUCUUUUGGAUGCAAUUACAAAUCAAAAUGCUGAAUUUCCUUGGCCACCUAGAGGUUCAUUUUAUCUCGUUGAUUCUGGGUAUCCAUGUAUUGGAGGUUUUCUUCCCCCUUAUAGGGGUGAAAGGUAUCACGCACAAGAAUAUAGAGGUCAAGGUAGACAACCCAGAAGUCCGGAAGAGUUAUUUAACUAUAGACACUCGUCUCUAAGGAUGACAAUUGAGCGUUGUUUUGGGGUGCUGAAAAAUAGAUUUCCUAUUUUAAAGUUGAUGCCUCCUUAUAAGCCUUCUAGGCAACGACUCAUAGUUAUUGCGUGUUGUGCUAUUCACAAUUAUAUACGCAAGUGGAAUUUACCGGACGAGUUGUUUAGGAUAUGGGAAGAAAUGGAUCCUGUCGAACUCGAGGGAAUACAAGAAGGUCCUAUCAUAGAAGGAACAAGUUCCAAUGUCGACAACUUAACAAGAUUAUCUAAUGAAGGUGCGGCUGAAAUGACAAUGAAGAGAAAUCAUAUUAGAGAUGAGAUGUGGGUACACCGUAGCAAUUAAGUGAAUUAAUUAUCUCUAUGUUACAUUUUCAUACAAGCAACUUUGAAUUUUAGUGGUUAUUUCUAAAUACUUAUGUUAGUUUGAUUUCAUAUGUAUGCUUCAGAUAUUGAUAUACGCUAUAAAAUUUUGAUAA
This is a messenger RNA of Lathyrus oleraceus (garden pea), 3038 nucleotides long. RefSeq names its product L10-interacting MYB domain-containing protein. The record is from RefSeq and is a predicted model, not a curated record. The transcript has 9 exons. The coding region runs from base 1562 to 2905 and encodes 447 amino acids. Lineage: Eukaryota; Viridiplantae; Streptophyta; Magnoliopsida; Fabales; Fabaceae.